AACAGCGCCAAUAGACUGUGAAUCAAUUUCAAAUCUUGUUGUCCAGGGUUUUCCGUUCUCGAAUUAUAUUUAUAAUCAAGAUCAUAUUUUUGUACAGGUUAUAUAGCCAUGGCAUCGGCAGAAACUAUCCAGGCUCAUCCCAAAACACCAUCUGAAUCUGCCAAACUAAUCCCCGUACCGGCCUGCGCUGUAGAAACGCAGGAAAAGAAAGAAGACCCGAAUCAAUCAAACUCGGACAGGCUCGAUUCGGCCUUUGACGAAAAACAAUCCGCAUUCAAGAAUCUCGGGAUCCUGGACCGGUUCCUCGUGAUAUGGAUAUUCCUCGCCAUGGCAAUUGGGAUUAUUCUCGGCAACUUUGUCCCCGGCACGGGACGGGCGUUGCAAAAGGGGAAAUUCGUGGGAGUUUCGAUUCCAAUUGCAAUUGGUCUGCUCGUCAUGAUGUAUCCUAUCCUGUGCAAGGUCCGAUAUGAGAGUCUGCAUCACAUGUUUCGAACCCGGCAAAUUUGGAUACAGAUUGCUUUUAGCAUGUUUGUGAAUUGGAUCAUUGCUCCGUUCUUCAUGUUGGCAUUGGCAUGGGCCUUUUUGCCCGACAAGCCAGAGUUGCGACAGGGUUUGACUCUUGUCGGACUCGCACGAUGUAUUGCCAUGGUUCUCACAUGGACCGGCCUCGCAGGCGGCGACACUGAAUACUGCGCCAUCCUCGUGGCCAUCAACUCUUUUCUUCAAAUGGUCUUGUUCGCUCCCAUGGGCGUCUUUUUUAUCCAAGUCAUCAGCGAUGGCUGCGUGGCUGGAGCUGACAGCUGUGGUGAAGACGACUCCUCAUUCAGCGCAAACUUCGACUACUCCACCGCCGCCAAAAGCGUCGCUGUCUUUCUCGGCAUCCCUUUGGCUGCUGCGAUUCUCACGCGCUAUUUGCUUCGAGGUGCCUGGAUUUCUUGGAGUUUUUGGCCUACUCCUCCUACUACUCCUCCCCUUCCUCCUUUUCCUCCUACCACUACUCCUCCUCCUCCUCCUUUUCCUCCCACCCUUACUACUCCAACUACUCACUCUACUCCUCCUACCACUACCACCACCAUUCCAACCUCUCCUACCACUACAGGCGCCACCGCAGACGUGCCAUACGAAAGAGACGAAGAACGCGCAAGUCAGUCGAGAUGCUCAAACCACGCCAGCCAAACAAAACAGUCCGAAUGGCACGAAUGGUACGACACAACCUUCCUCCCCACUCUCAGCCCGCUCUCUCUGCUCGGCCUGCUCUUCACCAUCCUCGUGCUCUUCGCCUCUCAAGGCGCGCAGAUUGUGCACCACCAAAUCGUGUCCGUCCUACGCGUCGCCGCGCCGCUGGUUGUGUAUUUCGCUACCAUCUUCUCCGCCACGCUCUUCGUCACGUACAGGCUAUUGGGGUUCGGAUACGGGCUCGCAACCGCGCAGAGUUUCACGGCAGCGAGCAAUAAUUUUGAAUUGGCGAUUGCGGUGGCAGUCGCGACGUUUGGGCCGGACAGUGACCAGGCGCUGGCGGCGACGGUGGGGCCGCUGGUCGAAGUGCCUGUGCUGGUGGGGCUGGUGUAUGCUGUCAAGUGGAUGGCGGGGCGGUGGCGGUGGAGGGGGUAGGGGAGGGGGGGAAGGGGCGGGCAUAUAUACAUAUGGGGGUUUAUUUUCAUUCUAUUUCUGACCAAGUCCAAAAAAUGCAUAUCAUCGAAUCUAUCAUGCGGAAGUGGUGACUUGAAUUGAAAUAAACUGAAUGGAUGAAAUUCGGAUGAAUGAUGAAUGACGACACUACUCUCUCGAGCAUAUGUAUAACGCCAAUGCCAUUUCUUUACCGUAGUAACCCCAGAUGCUUAAUUCAACACAGUAAACAGAAAAGUUUGGAAUGGGCAAGGGAAAGAAAGGGGAGCGCGGGGAAAAGAGAACGGAAGAAACACCCCCCUUCCCCCCAAGAAAAGAAGAAGAAAAAAGAAGAAGGGAAGGAAGGGAAGGAAUGAUUGAAGAAAACAAAAAAAAAAAAAAAAGAAAAAUAA
Xylona heveae TC161 is the source of this 2018-nucleotide messenger RNA. Its product is annotated as arsenical-resistance protein. The record is from RefSeq and is a predicted model, not a curated record. Gene Ontology annotation, molecular function: antiporter activity; antimonite transmembrane transporter activity; arsenite transmembrane transporter activity. Lineage: Eukaryota; Fungi; Ascomycota; Xylonomycetes; Xylonales; Xylonaceae. Gene Ontology annotation, biological process: arsenite transport; antimonite transmembrane transport. The transcript has 4 exons. Gene Ontology annotation, cellular component: plasma membrane. The coding region runs from base 109 to 1611 and encodes 500 amino acids.